AUGAUGACGUGCCGUCUGCUGUGCGCCCUGUUGGUGCUUGCCCUGUGCUGCUGCCCGUCCGUGUGCGGGACAGAGGGUAGCGAUAAACUAGCUCAAUCCGUUCAGAAGUCCGAUCCACAACCGGGAAUAAGCGGGACGGACGGUAGGCAGAAGGAUAAAAACGAGGUCCCAGGUCCAGGGGUCGUUACACCAACGGUUCAAGACAAUAACAAUGUAGAAGAAAAAACAGUUCCGAAAGCCAAUGAGAAUGCCAACAGUCAAGAUGCAUCAGUUGCGUCUGUUCAGUCAGCGAA
Molecule: messenger RNA, 293 nt
Organism: Trypanosoma cruzi
Lineage: Eukaryota; Euglenozoa; Kinetoplastea; Trypanosomatida; Trypanosomatidae
Product: mucin TcMUCII, putative
Exons: 1
Source: RefSeq, a predicted model, not a curated record